AUGUUCCACAAGAUGCCAAAUGGUGAAAGUGACUGGGUGAAUCACAUUCGGGAGACUGUCUUUCCUGACCAGGGUGCGUCCACACUCGCCGGGUGCGGUGAUAUUGGCGGCGACUGUGACCCAGACUCAAUGUGCUCGGAUUAUUCUUCCCUCAUGGCCUAUUGGGUAUUUCGGUCAGUGGGAGUGCUGCACAGCAAGUUUAUUGCUGUCCAUGAGCAGUUGCUCUGGGAUGGCUCGUUGGAUGGUCUGUCGAUUGAUCAAAUUGCCAAAGAUUUCUCAGGCGUCUCUCCGGAUCAAUCUCGGGCGAAAUGGAUCGCCGUCGCGUUCACCAUGGCCGGGGUUAUUGCAACAGGAAUUGACCUCAGCAUGCCACUGCGCGGCAUGAUUGGGUUUGCAUCUGCCGGCCUUACUGAUGUCUCCCUCACAAGCAGCGGCUCUGAUAGUGUCGAUGUCAAAUCGGUGAAAAAAUACCCUUAG
Messenger RNA from Penicillium maclennaniae, 477 nucleotides. RefSeq lists its product as uncharacterized. Bases 1 to 477 code for a protein of 158 amino acids. NCBI's taxonomy places the organism in Eukaryota, Fungi, Ascomycota, Eurotiomycetes, Eurotiales, Aspergillaceae. The transcript has a single exon. The record is from RefSeq and is a predicted model, not a curated record.